GCUUAUACAUUUUACGUCUUCAGAGUACAAUCUCUGUGAAAUAUAAAACUUUCGCGGUUUUUCGGACACGCUUUCAUGAUGAUACCGGCGGAGUUUUUUUGUCGAAUUAAGCGGAUCGUCGGUUGAUAUUUAUUAUCUGUGCAAAUAUGAUUGUAGAGACAGUGCCCUACUCGGCCCAUCUUGGACUUCCUCGGCAGCAAGCUGUUGAUAAGGCAGCACCUUGACCCAACGUUUCCACUCCGAUGUAAGCAUUGUUAGAAAUUAGAAAUAUUUAAUUAUAAGUUUACAGACACGGCGCACUCGAUCGCGUAUGACCUCCUCCAAAACCGCAAUAACGAAGCAAUGGGCGAUCGGAAUUACAUCUUUCGCAAAAUGAAUGAUUCCUCGAACAUUUUGGAACUGCGGUAAACUGACGAUAAGAAAGAUUAAUGAACGAUAAUAAAUGAUCCUAACUUCAUCAUCCACCACUGGAAGAUGUACGUUUUAUUUGAAAAAAAUUCUUCAAUGAAUAAACUUUGAAGCAAUAGUAAGUGUUCAUCUCCACGUUAUGAAUCGGUGUUUUGGCAAUCUGUUGAUUUGUGAGUGCCGAGGUUUGUUAUUUUGGCGAUUAGCUGUGUAAAAAAAUCAUGUUUCGUAAAAUUCCUGCAGGUAGAUAUUUGAAUUCGCUGGCCAUGCUUUGGCGGGUCCUUUUUUGUUUUGUUCGAUACAUCGACUAUCGAUUACUACCGAUGGUCAAGGCUCGCAUGCCAAUUUCCCGCGCAUUUCAGAAUCAAUAUGGCCGACAAUCGUCUAUUGCUGGUCUCUCUUCUUUAUUACGUUUGACAAUAAUAAUCACCAUUCAAUCUUGAAGUGAAAUAAUCUGUUCGUAUUGUAUUAACUCCAGUGUGUUUGUUCAAUAAAUAAUAUGUCGAGUCCGAUGAAAAAGCCUCGUACGCCAUCCAGACAGGACGCGGAUGAGAACUCAGUGAAUGGAACUCCAAGACGUCUACGAAAAACUCCAACACCCACUGAUACCCCAUCCAGAAGUGGAACUCCCGGCAAAAAAGGCACACCACACAAAAAUGGCACGCCGAGUAAACAGGGUCGUACGCCAGAUAAAGGCAAAAACAAUCCAAUGGCUGAAACUCCAUUACGAUGGGGAACACGAGCUACCAGAGAUACAAUUGCACCUUCUUCUGAAGGGCCUUCGUCAGUACCUGCAUCUUCACCUACUCAAGGUGUACAAGUUACAAGUCCUUUGGCAGUUGGAAUGAGUGAAAUAGAUUUAUCCUCACCCUUGUAUUAUGGAACUCCUAGUUCUCUCGGCUCAAUAAGAACACCGAGAAGUGGAGUAAGAGGAACACCGAUCAGACAAAGACCAGAUAUAAGAACGGACAAACGUAUCAGACAAGUCAACGUUGGUGAACCGAUUCCUGAGGAACCAUCUGUACCUGGUUCGUCAGAGAGUGAAAAUGCAGGUCCACAGCUCGUGAUUUGGGGUACAAAUGUCGUAGUAAACAGAUGUAAGGAUCAGUUCAAACGCUUUGUAAAACGUUUCAUUGAUCCGGAUGCUGAAAAUGAUGAAUUACCAGAGAACAUGAAUCUUGCGGAGCCACUUUAUCUUCAAAAACUGGAUGAAAUUCACACUUUAGAGGAGCCCUACUUGAACAUAAAUUGUGCACACUUGGAAAGCUUUGACGAACAACUCUACAGACAGCUAGUAUGUUAUCCUCAAGAGGUCAUCCCGACGUUGGACAUGGCAGCAAAUGAAAUGUUCUUUGAAAAGUAUCCAGCCGCGGUGCUCGAUCACCAAAUCCAAGUGCGCCCUUUCAAUGCGACCAAAACGAAAAGCAUGCGCGGUUUGAAUCCAGAGGAUAUAGAUCAGCUGAUUACCAUAUCGGGAAUGGUGACCAGAACUUCGAACGUGAUUCCAGAAAUGCGAGAAGCUUUCUUCAAAUGCAUCGUCUGCUCCUUCUCAACUUUGGUUGAAAUUGACAGAGGCCGUAUCGCCGAGCCUACUUUGUGCACGCACUGUAACACCAACCAUUGCUUCACGUUAGUUCACAACAGAAGUCAUUUUUCAGACAAACAAAUGGUGAAACUUCAAGAGUCUCCCGAUGAUAUGCCAGCUGGCCAGGCGCCGCAUACCGUAAUCCUGUUUGCACACAAUGAUCUAGUGGACGCUGUACAACCAGGAGAUCGAGUGGCGGUAACAGGAAUAUAUCGUGCACUCGGGCUUCAGGUGAACCCCAGGCAAAGUAACGUCCGCUCGGUUUAUAAGACUCAUAUCGACGUAGUUCACUUCAGGAAACAGGAUUCGAAGCGGCUGUAUGAACAAGAGGAUGGUAAGGAUCACGCUUUUCCACCAGAGAGAGUUGAGCUGCUGCAAUUGUUAUCUCAAAAGGAAGAUGUGUACGAACGUUUGGCUCGCAACAUAGCGCCUAGUAUCUACGAAAACGAAGAUAUCAAGAAGGGAGUACUGCUUCAGCUCUUUGGGGGCACGAAAAAGACCCACACCACGUCAGGCAGAAGCCAUUUUCGCGCUGAAAUCAACAUUCUACUAUGCGGUGAUCCAGGAACCAGCAAAUCCCAGCUUCUCUCGUACAUUUACAAUUUAGUACCAAGGUCGCAGUACACCAGUGGCAAAGGAUCCAGUGCAGUCGGUUUGACCGCUUACGUAACAAAGGAUGCUGAGUCUCGACAACUCGUCCUGCAAACUGGGGCCCUAGUUUUGGCGGACAAUGGAAUAUGCUGCAUAGAUGAGUUCGAUAAGAUGAACGAUGCAACUCGGUCCGUGUUACACGAGGUCAUGGAACAGCAAACAUUGAGUAUCGCCAAGGCCGGUAUCAUCUGUCAAUUGAACGCAAGAACGAGUAUCCUGGCUGCGGCAAACCCCUGCGAAUCUCAAUGGAAUAAAAACAAGACGGUGGUUGAAAAUGUGAUGUUACCUCAUACUCUCAUGUCUCGAUUCGACCUGAUCUUCCUUAUUCUUGAUCCCCAAGACGAGCUGUACGAUCGUCGUCUCGCUCGUCAUCUGGUGUCUUUGUAUUACAAGGCCAGACCGGAGAACGAAGACGAUCUCAUCGACAUGAGCAUUCUACGUGACUACAUAGCGUACGCCAAAGAGCACAUUCAUCCAGUUCUGAGUGAGGAGGCUCAGCAAAGUCUAGUCCAAGCUUACAUCGACAUGCGAAGAGUCGGAAGCGGUAAAGGACAGAUCAGCGCUUACCCGAGGCAGCUCGAAUCGUUGAUAAGACUGGCGGAAGCGCACGCAAAACUUCGGUUUAGCAACACCGUCGUAGUGGAAGACGUUGAGGAGGCGUGGAGGUUACAUCGCGAAGCUUUGAAGCAGUCGGCCACAGAUCCAUUGAGUGGAAAGAUAGACGUCGGUAUUUUAACGACCGGAUUGUCGGCAGCAGCUAGAAAACGCAAAAUGGAACUGGCGCAAGCUUUACGCAAGCUGAUCGAAGGCAAAGGAAAAGUACCCACACUGAAUUAUCAGAAAAUAUUUGCCGAGCUGAAGGAAAGCUCCCAGAUCCUGGUAACAAGAGAGAUGUUCGAAGAUGCACUGAAGGAGCUGCAAGAUGACGGCUUUGUCAUCGUUAUCGGUAAGAAUACCAUCAGAGUCUGUUGAAAAUUUGAUAUCAUUUUGUUUGGCCAAUUUUCAUCAGAUAGUUCGAAUGGGAUUAAUCGUAGGAAGAAAAUUUUUUUUUUUCCAAUUCAUGCGUUUUUCUCAACCAUUCGAACAACCGCGUAACAGUAUCCGAAAACGGAUACGUUUUGACGAUAUUAAGAUGACGAGUUUCUCGAAAAAUCCGUGCCAUCCUCCGAUAAAGUAAGAAAGAAAAAUACAUCCUUUCCAAACAAAUUUUAAACCGAGAACACUGAGCGUUGGCGGAACUGUAUUGUUUGUAUUUCUUUCCUCCGAGUGUUCUUCGUGAGACUACAGCUUAAAAACAGCCCGAGAUUAGCGCCUAAACAAAUAAUGGUUGAUCGGGCUCUUUGAAUUUUAUAGUUUUUUAAAAUCCCAGUUUAAAAUUAAUUUAAUGCUUAAUUUCGUGUACCUUUAGAAUAUAAUUUUAUCCUCUUCUUGUUUUUUUAUUUUAAUAAACGUUUUGAAACACA
Athalia rosae (coleseed sawfly) is the source of this 4104-nucleotide messenger RNA. It is a transcript of the gene dpa, whose product is annotated as DNA replication licensing factor MCM4. The record is from RefSeq and is a predicted model, not a curated record. Gene Ontology annotation, cellular component: MCM complex; nucleus. Gene Ontology annotation, molecular function: single-stranded DNA helicase activity; single-stranded DNA binding; ATP binding. Lineage: Eukaryota; Metazoa; Arthropoda; Insecta; Hymenoptera; Athaliidae. The coding region runs from base 905 to 3613 and encodes 902 amino acids. Gene Ontology annotation, biological process: mitotic DNA replication initiation; DNA replication; DNA strand elongation involved in DNA replication. The transcript is spliced from 9 exons.